AUGCGGCGUUUGCCGUCGCAGGGCGCGCUUCUGCGCGUUGCAUGGCUCCGCACCACGUGCGAGCGAGCUGCGCAGCAGCAGCUGCAGCAGCAUCAGCAGCCCGCAUGGCGCGCUGCGCUCCACUCUUAUGCUGGCGCGCGCUGGGCGGCGCAGUAUGCUGCGCGCUCAAGCGCAGGGCCCAGCACCAGCAGCAGCUGCGGCGGCGACGCCGCCCGCGUUGCGCUGUGGGCGCCGCUGCGGCGAUGGCUGGCGACAGAGUCUGCGGCGGCGGCUCACGCGCGCAAGCAAGGCAUCAAGCCAGGGGGGAGGGACAUUGACUACCAGUCGCCGGCGAGACGCAG
Molecule: messenger RNA, 341 nt
Organism: Monoraphidium neglectum
Lineage: Eukaryota; Viridiplantae; Chlorophyta; Chlorophyceae; Sphaeropleales; Selenastraceae
Exons: 1
Source: RefSeq, a predicted model, not a curated record